AAAACAUAACAAAACUCCAUCCAGGACUAAAAUGUAAAAACUAAAAAGAUCCUCAUUCCUCAUUCUCGCUAUAAAGAUCGCUUCUAAUUUUACCGUUAAUCUUCACCGAGCAAACCUCCAUUUUUAGUUUCUCUUGCUUCGCAUUUCCCCAAGUACACAACGCGAUGGAGGAGACAAACUCCACACCAAAAGUCCCGAAGAAAAAACCUCAGCUUUUUGCUGCUCGCCCACCUUAUUUCCAGGUUUGUUUUCCCUCUCCUUCGAUACGUCCCAUUUCAUCAGCUUGUUUUCGGGUUCAUUUGUCUUCCAAUAGAUGAUUAAAGAAGCAAUCUUAGAUGUUCACGACAAAACUGGAUCCAGCCCUCACGCAAUUGGUAAAUACAUGGAGGAGAAGAACAGAGGAAAUUUCCCUGAAAACUUCCGCAAGCUUCUCGCAGUUCAGUUGAGGAACAGUACAGUUGAGGGCAAGCUUAUCAAGGUGAAGGCUUCAUUUAAGUUGUCCUCAUCUGGUAAUCAGGGAGAGAAAAAGGCUGCUGAGGAUGUGAAGCCUAGGGUAGCUGGUGAGAGGAAGAAGACGACUAAGGAGGUCUCUGCAACUGCGAAAAGAAAGGUUUUUGAGGCUACGAAGAAGGGUGGCGGUGAUGUUAAGGGUGUUAAGAAGGCAAAGGUGGUGAAGGUGGCGAAGGUGGUGAAGAAGGUGAGGGGAGCUGCUCCGGCGAAGCCUAAGGCUAAGUCGAUCAAAGCUCCGGCGGCCAAUAAAGCCAAGAAGGCUGCAGCUUGAGGUGCUGUCAGACUUGUCGUUUUUUGCUUUUUAAUGUGACAUGAGUGUAGUUUUUGUAUAAUUGUUUCUUUUUUUUUU
Messenger RNA from Phalaenopsis equestris, 859 nucleotides. RefSeq names its product histone H1-like. Lineage: Eukaryota; Viridiplantae; Streptophyta; Magnoliopsida; Asparagales; Orchidaceae. Gene Ontology annotation, biological process: chromosome condensation; nucleosome assembly; negative regulation of DNA recombination. Gene Ontology annotation, molecular function: double-stranded DNA binding; nucleosomal DNA binding. The transcript has a single exon. Gene Ontology annotation, cellular component: nucleus; nucleosome. The record is from RefSeq and is a predicted model, not a curated record. The coding region runs from base 314 to 781 and encodes 155 amino acids.